Molecule: messenger RNA, 639 nt
Organism: Microthlaspi erraticum
Lineage: Eukaryota; Viridiplantae; Streptophyta; Magnoliopsida; Brassicales; Brassicaceae
Source: the annotation of a GenBank genome assembly
AUGGGAAUCGAAGGGUUAGCCCCCGACAACACUUCUCGAUGGGAUGUGAAGAAGAAGAAGAAGUUCCUCAUAUUCGUCUUGGUCAUGGUCGGCAUCAUUGCGCUUUCUGUUUUCGGCUAUGUAGAAGUCGGUAAGCAAACUGAAAGGGAAAAAAAAGAAGCAGAAAAUUAUGUCCCAGAAAUUACAAUACCUUCUACUGAUUUCACCGUGCUUAAUGUAACCGAGAGUCGUCUUGAUGUGAAGUGGGAUUUAUUGAUCAGGCUUCCAUGGGAUCUUCCUGGUUACUUUAUGUGUCUCAAAGGAGAUUCUCAAGUUUUCAUACUUUACAAAGGUGUUACCAUCGCUAAUUCAACCAUAGAAAGUUACACUUUGAUACCUCGUUGGGCUCAACAGCUUACUGUUUCAGCGGUUGCUUCUGAGGGAGAUAUGGACGGUUUGGUUGUGAAAGAUUUUAUGAAAGAUGUUAAGCAAAGUGGUGAGAUACGGUUUGGAUCGAGAUUGAUUCUUCCGGAUUGCAGACAAGGGACGAACGGUAAGAUGAACUAUGCGUGUGAUGAAGCCACGUUACAGUUCGAGCCUGGUUCUCAGAGGAAGGCAACAUCGUUUGGAGAACAGCCUACUUGCCGCUAUGUUCGUUAA